This is a messenger RNA of Microthlaspi erraticum, 2241 nucleotides long. Lineage: Eukaryota; Viridiplantae; Streptophyta; Magnoliopsida; Brassicales; Brassicaceae. The record is from the annotation of a GenBank genome assembly.
AUGACAGAAAACGACGUCGUGUCAGGAGGCGGCAGUACUAUUGUGGUUGGCGUGAAGUUCGAUGCGUCGAGCAGUGAGCUCCUUUAUUGGGCUUUGGUUAAGGUUGCUGAACCGGGUGAUACCGUAAUCGCUCUUCAUAUUCUCAGCAAUGAGUUCGUCGAUCGAGCAGACAACUCUUCGCUUAUCUCCCUUGUCAAAAGGUUUGACUCUGUUCUUCAAGUCUACGAAGGUUUCUGCAAAUUGAAACAGGUGAAUUUGAAGCAGAAGCUAUGCCGUGGCUCUUCUACUAGAAAGACUCUAGUUAGAGAAGCAAAACUGUGUUAUGCAUCCAAAGUUGUGGUUGGAAUUUCCAAAACUCACCACACGAUUCAGUCAUCUGUCUCCGUGGCUAAGUACUUAGCCAAGAAACUAUCAAAAGACUGCUGGGUUUUGGCCGUGGACAACGGGAAAGUCAUGUUUCAGAGAGAUGGCUCUCCAUCGACCAUUCAUCACUCUAAAGGAAAAAGCGAUGCUCGUAGGAACACUUUGUCUAGUUUCUUUCAGAUGCCAGUCACACUGAGAAAGAAUAAUACCAAAGUAGUUGACCAUUCCGAGGAGGAAGAGGGAGAGGCGGUGGAGGAUCAUGAUUCCGAUGGCAAGAGCCUACGGCAAGCUUUAGUGUAUUCCUGCCUUGGGAAUUGCUCUGUUUCUGGUUUGAAUGGAUCUUCAACUUGUGAUGAUGGUGGUGAUCAAGAAGAUAAUACUGAUCUCCAAAAGUCAAUGGCGAUUGUGCUAGCAAAACCUCCAGAAGACUUGACCAGAUUCAUCACUUUGCUGGUAAAGGAACUGCCUGAGUUUAGACCAGGCUGGCCUUUGCUUUGUCGUGUAGGUGUAGCGUCUUCAGAUGUAUUAGCUUCUUCUGUUCCCAGAAGUUCUUCGUAUAGACAGAUACCAGUUGCUCAGUGGGUGCUGAAGCUCCCCUCUAGGACCAACUCUGUUGUUGGUACUUCAGACACUAAGCGGAUUGGUUAUGAUUCUUCUGAAUCUGAAGAUAAUAAUGACAAGUUUUCUAGCUUAAACACUGAAAGCCGAGCAAUUGUUCCUCAUAAUACCCCAAGAAGAUUUCCAGAGGAAUCAGAGGGUCUUCAUGAGAGGUUCUCCACAUCUUGCAAGUCUUUUAAGUACAAGGAACUUGUGUCAGCAACAUCUAAUUUCUGUCCUGGUAAUUUAAUCGGAAAAGGAGGGAGCAGCCGUGUUUUUAGAGGUUAUCUGCCGAAUGGAAGAGAGGUUGCAGUGAAAAUUCUCAAGCAAACCGAAGGCGUUUUGGAGGAUUUUGUGGCAGAGAUUGACAUCAUCACCACCUUAAACCAUAAGAAGGUUAUUUCUCUCUUAGGUUAUUGCUAUGAAAACAAUAACCUAUUACUGGUAUACAAUUAUCUCUCAAGAGGAAGCCUUGAAGAGAAUCUUCAUGGCAGCAAGAAAGAUCCGGUUGCAUUCCGUUGGAUCGAGAGAUAUAAAGUGGCAGUGGGAAUAGCCGAGGCGUUGGACUAUCUGCAUAACAGUGCUCCACAACCAGUCAUUCACAGAGAUGUUAAGUCAUCGAACAUAUUAUUAUCUGAUGAUUUUGAGCCACAACUUUCUGACUUUGGGCUUGCGAAGUGGGCGUCGCUGUCUACAACUCAGAUCAUCUGCUCCGACGUCGCAGGCACAUUCGGUUACUUAGCUCCAGAGUACUUUAUGCAUGGUAAGAUGAACAAUAAGAUAGAUGUCUACGCUUACGGUGUUGUACUCCUCGAGCUUCUCUCUGGAAGAAAACCGGUUAAUAGCGAAUCUCCAAAGGCUCAAGAGAGUCUUGUUAUGUGGGCGAAGCCAAUUCUUGAUGAUAGAGAUUAUUCUCAGUUAUUGGACCCGAGUUCGCGAGAUGACAACAACAAUGGUGAUCAGAUGGAGAGGAUGGCAUUAGCGGCCACUCUUUGUACUAGACAUAACCCACAAUCUAGGCCGGAAAUGGGAAAGGUGUUAAACCUUCUUCAAGGUGACACCGAGAUGCUAAAAUGGGCAAAGCAACAAGUUAGCAACUCUUUAGAGGACUCAAAGCUACUAAAGGACGAGGAGUUGCAGAGGUCUAAUUUGCAGUCACAUCUUAACUUAGCAUUCCUUGACAUGGAAGACGACUCCAUCUCCAUGGGAAGCGUCGAGCAAGGGAUCUCCGUGGAGGACUAUCUUAAAGGCAGGGAAAGCCGCACAUCCAGCUUCAAUUGA